Halichondria panicea is the source of this 5861-nucleotide messenger RNA. RefSeq lists its product as uncharacterized. Gene Ontology annotation, cellular component: membrane. Gene Ontology annotation, molecular function: ATP hydrolysis activity; ABC-type transporter activity; ATP binding. The coding region runs from base 115 to 5763 and encodes 1882 amino acids. The transcript has 27 exons. Gene Ontology annotation, biological process: transmembrane transport. The record is from RefSeq and is a predicted model, not a curated record. Lineage: Eukaryota; Metazoa; Porifera; Demospongiae; Suberitida; Halichondriidae.
UAAGGGUCAUUAUAGUAAUUGUACAUAUACAUGCAACCAAAGGUUACUUUUAUACGUUCAUAGUGCAGUGAUAGUUAAGUUUGAGCUGCUCCAAGCUAGGAUUGCUGCCUGCAAAUGUGGGCUGGACGAGCUAGCAUCACAAGCAGCCUGUUUGCUGUGCUUCUGGGCGCUCAGCUGGUGUGUGUGACCCUAGGCCAAGUGGAGUCAACUAUGAGAUGGGUGAAAGCUGCAGAUAACACUGCUUUGUGCAAUGACCGAACUAGAGCUGGCUUUUUCAUCAGUAGGAACAGAAACAAUACUGACCCACGUUCUGGAAAGUGGGUAAUUUUCCUGGAGAGUGGAAGCCUGUGUUACUCUAAUGAUACCUGCAACAGGCGCUUCUUCAACAGUAAGACACGUCGGACGUAUGAUGCCAGGACUCCAUCAGAUGCACCGAGAUUUCCUCCUUUCGGUCGGUUCGACCCACAGCUGGCAUGGGACAACACUGUCAACAAUAUCGACAGCCCAGAGGACCCGGAAACAGUUAUUAACCCCCUGAUGAGCUCCAUGAAAUGCUUCAAUACAAGCAGCCAAUUUCCUGAUGGCUUUGAGAUUAACGGCACUGACUUCUUUGAUCGUAAUGACCAAUACAACAAGCUAUUCCCUGCACACAACCACGUCAUCAUUCCCUACUGCUCCUCCGAUCUGUGGCUGGGAGAUGAGCAAGAAGGAACAGAAUGCGACUGUUUCAAUUUCACUUGCUUCGACUUUAAUCCUUCUUCUGCAGGCCUUCAAUUUACGUUCCGAGGGAAGAAAAUAUUUCAGUCGAUUAUCAAUCAAUUGGUGAAUGGUCAUGGUAUGGGAAUGGCCACAGAAAUAGUGCUGUCCGGUUCGAGUGCUGGUGGUGUGGGUGUGGUCAACCACGCCCAGUGGUUGCAAAGACAGCUGCAACCAAACGCGGAACUGUUUGUCAUUUUUGAUUCUGCAUGGUUUAUCAACUUUCAAGACUCCAUCUAUCGGAUAUUCGAUGGAACUGCCAGUCGGACAGAGUCUCGAGAGCAGAGGGAGAACAACCGUCGACUACUCGGCAUACUCAAGUCCAACGAGGCAUGUAAUGACACCUCUCUCGGGUUCCCCUGCUGUAUCUCCGCCCACUGCAUGUUCACCACGGUGAACACCACCGGGUCCCUGCGUUACUUUCCCGAGGAUGUUAGAGUGUUUGCUAUCUCCAGCAUCUACGACGUGUUCCUCCUCGUGCCAGCUGCUCAACAGGUGUUCGAUGAGAGCAAUGAGUUGCGUCGAAACGCUUCUACUCAAAGUCUGGGCACCACAGCAGCUGACGUGGAUGAAGAAGGAGUGAGUGCAGACUUUAUCAUCAACUUCCUGCGAUUGCUCGGAGAAUACGGGGGAGCCAUGAACACCACCAUCAUCGACUCUCUCAACCAGUUUGACAAUCUUGCGGUGUACCUGCCUCAGUGUAUGCAGCACGUCUACCUGGCCACCUCCACUCUCAGAGGAGAACCAAAUAGUGUCCUUGGCAACGAUGGAAUCAACAUUGACCGAGAUGUUCUUCAAUUUCGGCACACCAUUGAGCAAGGUCGCUGGAACUCAUCUAACCUUGCAAACACUCCUACUGAACGAAAUCGUACCAUCACCAUCCAGGGUGCGCUGUUGGACUGGUACAUGCGCAUUGACAACAGCAACAUCAAUUCGUAUCAGUACCGUGCCACCUGUCAGGGCCCCUACUGCCACCCUGGUGUAUGCCCCGAUAGGCUCACCCUACUCAAUGCUGGUCAAAAUAACUGGCCACCUUGGUCCAAGGUCCUCAUUGCCUGUCUCAUUAUGGGCCUCUCUGUCAUCAGUCUGUUCAUGAAGAUGUUGUUUGUGGUGUGGCUCUACCGUCUCGAGAGAAAGCAGGAUGCAUACUUGGAUAUUUUGGACCAGCGCCGCGGUGAGGCGGAAGAGGACGUCCUAGGAUUUCCUAGAUGUGAAGAAGAAGACGCCAUCGCAGUAUCCUGUCUGGACAUUCACUACUCCGUGUCAUUCCGAGCAAAAAAGGCAGUAAAAGACGAAAAAAAAGACCAGACAGCUCCAAUUGUGCUCAACAACAUUGCCAAUACAUCCAGUGACUCGGAUAGUGAGCCAGAAGAGUCAAGUCGCUCAUCACGCUUGUUUAGCCUCUCAGGGGCCAGCAUCAGACGCAGUGGGCGUCAUAAGACCACACGAAACCGUGCCUCUGCUCUGCUUCGACGCACAUCUCACUUUGUGCUCCCUGAAACUUCUCGGAGGAAAAGAUCCAAUGCUGACCUGAAGAGACAUAAGUUCUCCAAGAAAGGAUCAGUGCCUCCUCACCUUGCCGGGAAGAGUAUCCCUCCAGUGUGCUCAGACUCUCAGACGCCUGAGGCUGCAUGCAUGCAUGAGGUUGAGGUAGAGAAGGAAGUGUUCGGCUAUCGAAAGAAGAAAAUUUUGAAAGCCGUCUCAGUCUAUUUCAACCCCGGGGAAAUGAUUGGUGUGAUGGGUCCUUCUGGAUGUGGCAAGACCACUUUCCUCGACCUCAUGACUGGCCGAAGGAAGACAGGAACUUUUCAGGGGGAGAUCUACGUGAACGGCAUUCCAAUGGAUGAGAUUCGUGACUGGUAUGUGGCUAAUACUGGGUACGUCCUCCAGUUGGCCACACCUUAUUACGAAGAGCUCACUGUGAGAGAAAACUUGACACUGGCCGCUCAGAUGAAGCUACCCAAGACGUUCACACUCAAAGAGAAGUUUGAGAGGAUAGAACAAGUAGUGGAAGUGACUGGACUAACCAAGCUAGCUGAAACAGUGGUGGGUGGAGCUACCGGUCCCGGUCUCAGUGGUGGCCAGAAAAGACGACUUGCUGUUGCCCUACAGCUGUUGAAAAUGCCCAGUAUUAUCUUUUUGGAUGAACCAACAUCGGGUCUCGAUGCCACCGGUUCAUUUGAACUCCUCUCUCACCUGAACAAGCUGGCUGACUCCAACCGCACAGUGGUCCUCACUAUCCAUCAGCCACGACUCGAGAUAUUCCACAUGUUCGACAGACUAGUACUGCUCUCAGACGGAAAGGUUGCCUACCACGGAGCCCCUGAGAAGGCCUACGAAGUGUUCGUCAAUGCCUUGACUGCACGCUACCUGGAACAAGGUCUGGUCAUCCCUGAGCUGGAGGACCACAAUCCUGCAGAUGUUAUCAUGGACAUGUUGGGAAACCAGAAGAUGAGACAGAUAAUCACCGAUCACUACCAAAUGUCAGAUGAGCCACGGCUUGUGAAGAGGGCUAUCACUGCAGCAAGAUGGAAGGAGUACAGCACUUCAAUAAACUCUCUAGACACUAUCUCGAAUACUUUCUCCUACGCUCUGUUUGGUUCUAAGAAGGUUGCCAGGAGGCAGGCAGACCUGUUCACACGAAUGGCCACUCUUGAGGCUCGAGGAUCCAAGAGAGGCUUUGUUUUCUUCCUACCUUUUAUGUUCUUUGCUUUUGGAUUUGUACUCGGAACUGUAUACCUUCAACAGUUGGAACCUCUGUAUAUCAUCUCUGGAGUGUGUGUGUUCUCUGUGGCCAGUGGACUGUUCAUGUUCCCAGCUAUGUACCCCUAUUACCAGAGAGCACUUCAGGUGUAUUCGUAUGAGAAAGCUGAUGGCGUGGGUCGGUCUGUUGACCUGGUGCUGCAAGGGUUCAUCCGGUUCUCCGCUCUUUCAGUGCUACCAGCCAUUAUCUCAGCGUCUAUUCUCUACCUCAUGUUGAUCAAUGCCCAAGCAUACAACGCGCUGGCCUUCCUGCAAGUGGUCCUAGUGAACGUUGCCCUGAGCCAGUGUUGGAUCUCCCUCCUCAUUGCCCUCAUCUGUGCCAUCCCCAACACCGCCUUCAGAGUGUCCUCUGGCAUCUCAGCAGUAGCAGGGUUCACCAGUGGCUUCUUCAUACCAGUGGAGCAACUGGGCUGGUGGUGGCGAUGGCUAGUGUACAUCAACCCCAACUAUUACGCUGUGUCCUCUGUAGCCGUGUUCGUGCUAUCCGACUUUCAAGCCCCCUGUCCUGGUUCAGAGUUCGAUUGCUUUUUACAAUCAGGUACCCAGAUCCUACAACAGUUCAACUUUGACCAAGUCAACCCCUACAUUCAUCUCACGGUUAUUCUGUUUUUCACGAUCUUCUACCUUUUCCUGGCCAUUUUUGCCAACUGGGUUCGCCAUACCUCCAUCAGCAGCAAACUCAAGAGGUUCAAGGCCAUCCUCUUCAGGAAGUCGAGUGACAUGUUAUCCAAAGAGUUUGAUAAGAACCCUGACGAGUUUGCCAGGAGCUUCAGUAUGGACGUCUCCUUGGAUGAUCCCUCCCAGGGCCCGGAGAAAGACCCUGCCGUCAUGCUGACCUCACCCCUCUCACCCAUCGGGGAGGCUGAUGAAGACGAUGCCAGUGAAGCCAUGACACCACAUACCAAGGCUGCAAUUAACUGGAGGUCAAUGGCUGACCGAACGCUAACGAGACUCGAGGCGGAAGGUGGACUGCACCCUCAGGAGCACCCAGUGAUCGAGGAGCAGGAGAAAGCAACUGGCUGGGCCAAAGUGCAGAAGAAAGUACGUAUCAAUGACGACAGACCACAACGUCCAACAAUGAUUCCCCUUAAAAGUGAGGACAAUGAGAAAUCGGCUUACCUCCGUGAAGGUGACUCACAUCGGGUGUGGAGGCCAAAGAAGGCUCCUCAGCUAGCUGAUCUUGUGAGUGAUUUGCUCAAGAAAGAGAAGACCAAACAAAGCAGUGAGCCAAGCGUGUCUGCUACCACACCUGUGGGGCCGAGAUUCCUAGCUCUUACUCCCACGGCAGCAUCAAGAUCUAACUUGAAAGCCAGGCAAAAAACUGUGUUCAAUCGAGUCCUAGCCACGCAAGUGUUGCUUCGUGAAACAACUGAUGAACUUUUGAAAGAAGACGAAGAUCAACAGCUAAAACCACACAUUUCAUUACUGGAAGCUUCCAAGAAGAUUACGGCCAAUAUCAAAAAGCAACGCUCGGCUGAUGAAGAUGCAAGAGGUGAUGAAUUCUCGUCUGUGGUCAGAAGUUGUCUUAAUAAAAUGAGAUCGGGUGACGGGUCGAUGGAUGCGAGUACACCGAACGAUAAUUUAGGAGCUAAAGGAUUUAGUAAUGGCGUACGACGUCGUGGUUCCAAAAAAGGAGCUGUUCCACUGAAGAAAUGGAAGCAUCUUGCACGUAAAGAAACUCAGGCUCAAAUCGGGAAAAACCCUGUGUACGACAGAACAAUUUCGGAAUAUCCUCUCAGGGCAAUGCCAGAAACUACUGUUACAAGCCACAAAGCCCUAGGAAGAAGUACCUCUGCCGGUACAGUGCCAGCUGAUGAGUCAUCAUUCGGAAUAACACUUGUUGAACCUGGAUCUUCAUCAGCCCACCCAACAGCAGAUUCAACAAUAAACAUCACUAUUACAAAUCCAGGUGACACCACACCUCCUGCCCACCAGCUUCUAAUGAAGAAGGAUUCACACGGGGUGAUAAAACCGAGUAAGAUGGCGCAGUUGAAAGGUGCCGUGGGUCGCAGAGGAAGUGCUGGUCUCUCUCGGCAGACCCCCAUCGAUUUAGAAGCUUCUCUGACAUCGUCUAUCACUCCUCUGAUCCAAAACAGAGAUUCAGACAGCCCUGAGGGGGUAGAAAUGGGCGUAGCAUCUGGAACGGGGAAGAGACUGUUGUUGAAUGACCCUCCACAGAAGAUACUAGGUCGUAGCCCUUCGCCAGACUCACUGGGGAAGAAUGUCACUAGCACCAUGUUGUAAAUUAUCACCAGUUUAAUAUAAUUAUGUAUUGACUUUUACUUUUAUUGUUAUCACACUUUAGUGCCAAUAUCACAAAGCUGCCUUAUAUUUCAAAAUUA